Zygotorulaspora mrakii is the source of this 684-nucleotide messenger RNA. RefSeq names its product Svp26p (gene SVP26). The transcript has a single exon. NCBI's taxonomy places the organism in Eukaryota, Fungi, Ascomycota, Saccharomycetes, Saccharomycetales, Saccharomycetaceae. Gene Ontology annotation, biological process: endoplasmic reticulum to Golgi vesicle-mediated transport. Gene Ontology annotation, molecular function: COPII receptor activity. The record is from RefSeq and is a predicted model, not a curated record. Bases 1 to 684 code for a protein of 227 amino acids. Gene Ontology annotation, cellular component: endoplasmic reticulum membrane; COPII-coated ER to Golgi transport vesicle; Golgi membrane.
AUGAUUUUAAAGCUGGUUUCUUAUGUAGGAGCCAUAUUUGGUUUCAUUUUCCUGACACUAUCCAUUGCGUCUGGGCUCUAUUACAUCAGUGAACUUGUUGAGGAACAAACUGGAACUUCCAAGAGAAUUCUGACAAGAGCAAUCUAUACAAUAAUUGCAACUCUAACACUGCUAUUAAUCUUUGAUUCUUUCCCGUUUAAACUUACCAUUUUUUCGAUUGCAUCACACAUCAUAUAUCUGAGGAAUCUAAAGACGUUCCCUUUCAUAUCACUUACAAGUCCAAAUUUCAUCCUGAGCACAGUGUGCGUUAUAUUAAAUCACUAUUUCUGGUUUAAACAUUUCAAUGAUACAGAAAUCCCACCACAAUUUAGAUUGAAUCCAAAUUACGUCCCCAAGAGACGCGCAAGUUUUUCUGAGGUCGCAUCAUUUUUUGGACUUUGUGUUUGGUUCAUCCCAUUUGCAUUGUUCGUGUCGCUAAGUGCUGGAGACUACGCUUUGCCAACAUCAACUACGGUUAACAGUAAGAAAAACGAUGAUAUAGGCUCUGAUGGACAGCCAAAAUUACGUAAAAGAGCCGUUGGGCUAGUAAGGGUUGUCAUAAACUCAAUUCGCAGGUACAUUUACACCAUUGCCAGAGAAAUGGGUUACGAAAUAGAUCCAAAUCAUAAUACUCUACUCAUAUAA